AUGGCUCCACCAGCAAGAAGAAACAAAUAUGAAGCCAGUUUCAAACUUAAAGUUGUAAACUUUGCCAUGGAACAUAAUAACUGCGCUGCUGCAAGACAAUAUGGAGUAACAGAAAAGAUGGUUCGGUACUGGAAAGCAAAUGAAAAAGCACUAAAGAGUAUGCCAAGGGGUAAGUGUGCAUUAAGAAGAGGCACCCCACAUUGGCCUGAACUCGAAAAACAUGUAGCAGACAUGGUGAAUGAGAAUCGCCAAAACGGUUAUGUGGUGACACGAAGUCAAAUACGUUUGUUUGCACUUCAGUGGGCCAAAUCUAACCCGGAUCACAGCAACAGAUUUAAGGCCACUGUAUCCUGGUGUACUAGAUUCAUGGAAAAGCAUAAUAUGGUACUGAGGCAAAAGACGAAAAUUGCCCAAAAAUUACCUGCAGAUCUUGAUAACAAACUAAUUAGUUUCCAUCGAUACGUAAUACAACAGCGCACUAAACAUGGCUAUGCGUUAAGUAGUAUUGGAAAUAUGGAUGAAACUCCAAUGAAUUUUGAUAUGGUUGGAAAUAAAACUGUCCAUCAAAAAGGUGAAAAAACAAUUUUAAUUAAAACUACAGGACAUGAGAAGUCCAGUUUUACAGUGGUACUAGGAUGCACAGCUGAUGGCGCCAAACUGAGACCAAUGAUUAUUUUUAAAAGAAAAACAAUGCCGAAACUCAAGUUCUCUGUUGGUUGUUUUGUACAUGUGAAUGAAAAAGGCUGGAUGGAUGAAGAAGGGGUAAAGCUAUGGCUUGAUAAUGUAUGGAGCAGGCGACCAGGUGGACUUAUUCAAAAACGUAGUCUACUGGUGUGGGAUAUGUUCAGGGCUCAUUUAACUCCCAGGCUUGCAAGACUAAACACAGAUGGGGCAGUUAUUCCUGCAGGAUUGACAUCAUUGGUACAGCCACUGGAUGUGUGCCUAAACAAGCCAUUUAAAGAUCGCAUUCGAGAACAGUGGAAUGAAUGGAUGGUUAGCGGCGAAAAGUCAUUCACAAAAGGAGGAAAUAUGCGUGCUCCACAGUUGGAUGUUUUGUGCAAGUUUGUCAUAAAAGCCUGGAAUGAUAUUGAUGCAGAAAAAGUAAUCAAGUCUUUCAAGAAGUGUGGCAUAUCAAAUUCAUUAGAUGGUAUGGAGGACGACUACUUGUGGCAAAAUGAAGAGGAAGCCGAAGCUGAGACCACACCAUUUGAUACGGAAUUCGAUCCAUACGAUGACUGCCUUACAAAUGUAUCACAAGAUGUCAUUGAUGUACUUAUGAUAUCAGAUGAUGAACAGGAGGAUUUUGAAGGCUUUUAA
Messenger RNA from Euleptes europaea (tarantolino), 1317 nucleotides. RefSeq names its product pogo transposable element derived with KRAB domain (gene POGK). Gene Ontology annotation, cellular component: nucleus. Gene Ontology annotation, molecular function: sequence-specific DNA binding. The record is from RefSeq and is a predicted model, not a curated record. Bases 1 to 1317 code for a protein of 438 amino acids. NCBI's taxonomy places the organism in Eukaryota, Metazoa, Chordata, Lepidosauria, Squamata, Sphaerodactylidae. The transcript has a single exon.